This is a messenger RNA of Balaenoptera acutorostrata (minke whale), 10628 nucleotides long. RefSeq names its product CGRP receptor component (gene CRCP). The record is from RefSeq and is a predicted model, not a curated record. NCBI's taxonomy places the organism in Eukaryota, Metazoa, Chordata, Mammalia, Artiodactyla, Balaenopteridae. The transcript has 6 exons. Gene Ontology annotation, cellular component: RNA polymerase III complex. Gene Ontology annotation, biological process: transcription initiation at RNA polymerase III promoter. Gene Ontology annotation, molecular function: nucleotide binding. Bases 118 to 564 code for a protein of 148 amino acids.
UGCACCGCGGCGCGCGGAGCCGGCCACAGGGAGCUCGGCGUGGACGCCGGGUGCGGCGGCGGGGCGGUGUGGAGCUCCGUGGGUGCUGUUGGCCGGAGGCGAAGAGGCGGGGUCGACAUGGAAGUGAAGGAUGCCAGCGCUGCGCUGCUCAGUAACUACGAGGUGUUCCAGUUACUAACUGAUAUGAAAGAGCAGCGUAAAGAAAGUGGAAAGAAUAAACACAGUUCUGGGCAACAGAACUUGAAUACUAUCACGUAUGAAACAUUAAAAUACAUAUCAAAAACACCAUGCAGGCACCAGAGUCCUGAGAUUGUGAGAGAAUUUCUCACAGCAGUGAAAAGCCACAAGUUAACCAAAGCUGAAAAGCUUCAGCUGUUGAAUCACAGGCCGGUGACUGCUGUUGAGAUCCAGCUGAUGGUGGAGGAGAGUGAAGAACGGCUGACAGAGGAGCAGAUAGAAGCUCUGCUCCACACCGUCACAAGCAUCCUCCCUGCGGGGCCAGAGGCUGAGCAGAAGCAAAAUACCAACGAUGACAUGACAAUGGACGAAGAGGACCCAGCAUAGAAGAGCACAACUGGCCCAAGUGUCUCGUGAAGUUGAAAGGCCCAGCAGCCAUUUCCCAGACAUUCAGAGGAUUAUUUAUUUGGUUUUACCUUCUAUCCCAACAGGCCUGAUUUCCUGGUUAGUUGGGUAAACCACAAAAAUAAGCCUUUCUCAAAAAUAAGCUAAAAAGAAAUCCUUGUGCCUCUGAAAGAAGAAACAUGGUGGAUAGGCUGAGGUUGUCAGGGCAGAGAGCUAAAGAGAGGAAGAGUGAGUCCAAGAGGACAAUACUGUGGAACUCUCUGUGGUAAAAAUAUUUCUUCUGUGGCCUUUGCCAUGGUUGUGGGAAGGUCCCUGUACACAGCUGGUAAAACACUUGCACUGGCUUUGAUGGGCUUUAUCCUAAUUAAUUUCAUCUGCUUCCCCAGGAACUUCCCAAGCAGGCAUGCAGAGCCCUGCUAGGAUGAGAGCUGAGUUACGAGAAUCCUGUUAGAUGGCUAAAAACUCCCAAAGCAGCAAAUAGUUGCUCUAAGUUAAAAUGAGCCACUGAACUUGGCUCACCUUAAAGGAGUCUUUUCCUUGAGAACAGCAGAGAUAAGAAGAGAACGGCCUGGACAACUCUUCAUCAGGUCUAAAGGCCCCUUUCCUCUGCUGGCAUGGGCUUUGUUUACAGCUCACUAAUUAGUCUUAAAUGUUAGGGCACCAGCUCACUCCAGUUGAAAAGAGGCACUCCAGACUGAAUGACCGUGUCACCUGCCUUUCUGAAUACCUUCAGUUUCCUGCCCUGUGACAGGCUCUGCCUGUUGAAGCCAGGUGAGCUUCAUUUGCACAAUGGGCAAAUUGUUUGCAUCUUUUAAAAAGGGCAAUUCCCUGGGGUUCCAGUGGUUAGGACUCUGCACUUUCACUGCUGAGGGCAUGGGUUCAAUCCCUGGUCGGGGAACUAAGAUCCCACAAGGUGCAAAUUGUGGCUCAAAACAAAAAAAACCCCAAAAUGAAGAAGGUACAGUUAUGUAGCUCUUUUUGUGGAUGGAAUAUGAAGAGCUAGAGGUUAAUUAAUAAGAAUUUGAAUUUGUUGACUGUUGCAUCAGUUUUUGAAUUUAGAAUAUUAGAAUAAUUACCAUGUGAAGAACUUGUUAAUAUUCAGGCUUUGGAGAGUUUAGUAGCCCCAGACAUGUAGUUGCCUUAGAUCCUAGGAAUAUUGUUAAAAAUUAAUUUCCCAUAUUCACUCUGCUCCCGAUUUGGGGAAGAAAAUGCCCAUAGACAUUAAUUUUUCAAAUUGGUACUCGUGUUGUAAGAUCACAUUUUCAGUGCUUCUGUUUAUUGGAUUACUUCCCACCCCUAGGAAUUCCCAGGUUAUUUCAGCUUCCCCACCACCCCUGCCAACAGGCAGUUAUGUUCAUCUUAACCUUAUCAUCUAAAGAUCAGUUGAGAUCUGCUUACAGGCAACAUUGAAAUUAACAGGGCAUUUAUUUUUUAUUUUAUAUUUUUUAAAAUUAAUUUUUAUUGGAGUAUGGUUGCUUUACAGUGUUGUGUUAGCCUCCACUGCACAACAAAAUGAAUCAGCCAUACACAUACAGGGUAUUUAUUUUUUUAUUUUUAUUUUUAUUUUUCAUGGCAGAAAGAAUUCAGUGAGAGACAAAGUGAUGGGUAAGAAGUGGAUUUAUUUAGAGAGAAACACACUCCCCAGACAGAGUGUGGGCCAUCUCAGAAGGGGAGAAAGGCCCAGGGCAUUUAUUUUUAAAUCUCUCUUUUGAGUAUCAGGAAUUUUACCAGGAGCUGUUGAUUUGUCAAGGCAUGCAUGUGCUUGUAUUAUUUUUGUUUCAUUUUGACCUUGAGUGUGUUAGGUGCUUUUUCUUCAUGGAUUUAGGGCUUAAUUAGUUAAUAAUAAAUUGUUUGCAGAUGACUGCCAACUUGUGCUAUUUUUAUAAAUCUUUGAAGAGUUUGUUUUGCCAUGGAUAGGAAGAAAUAAAAUGAAAUCUGACUUAAAAGCUAACAUAUAUAUAUUUUUUUUAAUUUUAAUUUUUUUCUUAAGUUGAAUCUAUUUAGAUCUAAAUUUUGUGUUGGAUUUCAAAAAAAUUUUAAGUUUCUUUAUUUGGGAUCUGAAUUUAGCCUCUGAUUAAGUUUCUGAUUAAGUCAGACAGGCUCUAGGAGACUUAACCUUUAUAAGAAAUAUGGUCUUUGUAAUAUUCCCAUAGCAUUAGUAAUCAACAUUUCAGAAAUAAAAGGUUGUAAUUUACACAAGAAACUUAACCAGGAUCAUAUCUGGAAAGGAGAGCUGGGAGUCUAUGAGACUUGCUUUUCAUUUUAUGUCCUUCUGUAUGGCUUCAGUUUUUGACCAGGUGACUGUUUUAUUCUUUAAAAAGAAAAAAAAAAUCUGUUUAUGUACACGUUGUCCUUGGCCUCUGCGAAAGUUAUUAAAUGUAUAGUGGAUAGUUAAAUUAUGUCCCAAACAUGGAGACUGACACCCAGUCCAGUCACUCUGGGAGACGCAGCACUGAGGGGAUUGAUCUUUCAAGAAGGUACCGCUGAACUCUUAAAAGAUGAAGUUGACUCUCACUUAGAGGUUUAUCCAAAUAAUUUCCUUGCCUCUUUUUGCUUAAAAGUUACUGUAUGACACACUACCACCUCAGAGGACUUGCCACUUAUUCAAGGCUUGUUCAUAAAAUAAUGGGUACUGUUUUCCUAAUCAGUCAUUGUGUAAGCAUACCAGCUCUCAAGAGCUUAUACCCUAGUGAGAGAUGAGAGGAUCAGUCCUCCUGUAUAUUCUUUGCUAAAUCAUUUUCUCCCCUGAAACCAAUUUAUUACUGCUCGUGUAAAUGGAUCAUUUCUCAGUAAACUAUAAAACAGACCACAUACCCUGAAAAGGAUUGUCAAUCUGAUUUAAUUACACAAUGAACUAAGGGGAUAAAAGGAAGCAAAACUGCCCAGAACUGGCCAGAAAGCCUUUUACAUAUUUUAAAAAUAAAGAUAUAAUUCACAGGGACUUCAUUGGCAGUCCAGUGGAAGCUGCACUUAGCCUUCCAAUGAGGGGGGUGUGGGUUUGUUCCCUGGUCAAGGAGCUGGGGUCCCACGUGCCUCGUGGCCAAGGGGCCAAAACAUAAAACAGAAGCAAUGUUGUAACAAGUUUAAUAAGGACUUAUAAAAAAGAAAAAUGUUCCACAUCAAAAAAAUCUUUAAAAAAAAGAUAUAAUUCACAUACCAUAAAAUUUAUCAUUUUAAAAUAUACCACUCAGUGGUUUUGAGUAUAAUCACAAGAUUAUACAAUCAUCACUACUACCUAAUUCCAGAAUGGUUUCAUCACCCCUAAAAGAAGCCCCAUAUCUGUUAGCAGUCAUUCCCAAUUACCCAUAGUCCCUGGCAACCAGUAAUCUACUUUCUACUUUCUGUCUGUCUGUAUUUGCCUAUUUUGGACAUUUCAUAUAAAUUGAAUCAUACAGUAUAUGGCCUCUUGUAUCUGACUUCUUUCAUUUAGCAUAAUUUUUUCAAGGCUCAAAUAUGUUGUACCAUUCCUUUUUAUGGCUGAAUAAUACUUCUUUGAAUGGAUAUACCACAUUUUGUUUAUCAGUUCAUCAGUUGAUAGACAUUUGGGUUGUGUCUACUCUUUGGCUGUUAUGAAUAUGCUGCUGUGAACAUUCAUAUAUAAAUUUUUUGUGACUGUUUACCUUUCUUGAAUAUACAUACCUAGGAGUGGAAUUGUUGGGUCAUAUGGUAACUCUGUGUUUAACUUUUUUUUUUUUUUUUUUAGAUUAAUUUUUUGGCCAUGCCUUGUGGCAUGCAGAAUCUUAGUUCCCCAACCAGGGAUCAAACCCAUGCCCCCUGCAGUGGAAGCACAGAGUCUUAACCACUGGACCGCCAGGGCAGUCCCUGUGUUUAACUUUUUGAUGAACUACCAAACUGUUUUCCAUAGUACAUGUACCAUUUCAUGUUUCCACCAACAACACAAGAUGGAAUCCAGGGAAUUCCCUGGCGGUCCAGCGGUUAGGACUCGGCGCUUUCACUGCCAUGGCCAGGGUUCAAUCCCUGGUCAGGGAACUAAGGUCCCGCAAGCUGCGCAGCAUGGCCAAAAAAGAUGGAAUCCAAUCUUUCACUUGUUAUUGUCCCUCUUGUUGAUUAUAGCCAGCCUAGUGUUUGUGAAGUGCUAUCUCGUGGUUUUGAUUUGUAUUUCCCUAGUGGCUACUAAGGUUGAGCAUCUUUUCAUGUGCUUAUUGGCCACUUGUAUAUCUUAUUUGGAAAAAUGCCUAUUGAAAUCCUUUGCACCUUAAAAAAUUAAUAGAUUUUGUUUUUUCAAGGAGUUUUAGGUUUACAGAGAAAUUGAGCAGAAAGUAGAGAGAGUUCCUCUAUAGUCCCUUGUCCCCACCCCUCCCAACACACAGUUUCCCCUAUUAACAUCUUGCAUUAGUGUGGUGCAUUUGUUAUAGCUGAUGAGCCAGUAUUGGUACAUUGUUACUAAAGGUCCAUAGUUUACAUUAGGUUCAUUCUUUGUGAACCUAAUGUAAGUGCAGAAAGUGCAGUAAUGCAUACUUAGAAUGGGUUUUGACAAAUAUGUAAUAUUAUAUAUAUAAUGUUAUAUGUGACAUCAUUACAGUAUCAUCAGAAUAUUUUCAAUGCCCUAAAAAUACCCUAUGUUCCACCUAUUCAUCCCUCCUUCCCUUCCUCUAAAUUGUUGGCAACCACUGAUCUUUUCACUGUCUUCAUAGUUUUGCCUUUUUCAGAAUGUCGUAUAGUUGGAAUCAUACAGUAUGUAACCUUUUCAGAUUGGAUUUUUCACUUAGGUUACUCCAUGUCAUUUCAUAGCAUGACAGUUCAUUUCUUUUUAGUAUUGAAUAAUAUUCCAUUGUCUGCAUCUACCAGAUUGUUUAUCCAUUCACCUAUUGAAGGAAAUCUUGGUUACCAUCAAGUUUUGGCAAUUAUCAAAAAUAGCUGCUAUAAACAUUUGUGUGUAGGUUUGUGUGGACAGAAGUUUUUAACUCAUUUGUGUAAAUACCAAGGAGUGUGAUAGUUGGAUCAUAUGGUAAGAGUAUGUUUAGCUUUAUAAGAAACUGCCAAAUUGUCUUCCAAAGUGGCUGUACCAGUUUGCAUCACCACCAGCAUGAAUGAGAGUUUCUUUUGUUCCACAUCCUCACCAGAAUUUGGUGGUGUCAGUGUUUUGGAUUUUGGUCACUCUAAUAGGUGUGUGAUAUUACACAUUGUUGUUUUAAUUUGCAGUUCCCUAAAGACGUAUGUUCAGCAUCUUUUCAUAUGUUUAUUUGCCAUCUCGCUGUCUUUUUUGAUGAAGUGUCCCGAUCUCUUGCUCAGUUUUUAGUUAGGUUGUUGAGAUUUAAGAGGUUUUUAAAAUAUAUUUUGGAAACUAGUUCUUUAUCAAAUAUGUGUUUUACGGAUAUUUUUCUCCCAGUCUCUGUGGCUUCUCUUUUCAUUCUCUUAAUAGUAUCUUUCACAGGGCAGAAGUUUUAAUUUUAAUGAAGUCCAUCCUAUCCAUUUUUUCUUUCAUGGUUCAUGCUUUUUUUUUUUUUUUUUUUUGGCCUCACUGCGUGGCAUGUGGGAUCUUAGUUCCCUGACCAGGGAUCAAACCCACUCCCCCUGCACUGGAAGUGCAGAGUCCUAACCGCUAGACUGCCAGGGAAUUCCCUCAUGGAUCAUGCUUUUGAUAUUGUACCUAAAAGGUCAUCAUGAAGCCCAAGGUCACCUAGAUUUUCUUCUGUGUUAGCUUUUGGAGUUUUAUAGUUUUGCAUUUUACAUUUAGGUCUAUGAUCCAUUUUGAGUUAAUUUUUGUAAAAAGUCUACAAAAGCCACAGGGGUGGGGAGAGUGCUGUGCCUCGUGGCAUGUGGGAUUUAGUUCCUCGACCAGGGAUCAAACCUGCUGUCCCUGCAGUGGUUGCAUGGAGUCUUAACCACUGGACUGCCAGGGAAGUCCCUACAUUCAUUUUUGCAUGUGAAUAUUCAGUUGCUCCAGCACCAUUUGUGGAAAAGACUAUCCUUUCUCCAUUCAGUUGCUUUUGUUCCUUUGGCAAAGAUCGGUUGAUUUUCUUUGUGUGGGUCUGUUUCUAGGCUCUAUUUUGUUCUAUUGGUCUGUUUUCUAUUCUUUCACCAAUAUCACACUGCCUUGAUUAUUGUAGCUUUGUAUUAAAUCUUAAAGUUAUGUAGCAUCAGACUCCUAGCUUUGCUCUUCUCCUUUGCCCAUUUUUAAUUGGGUUGUUUGUCUUUAUUUUUGAAUUGUAAGAUUUCUUUAUAUAAUCUAGAUACUAGGCCCUUGGCAGAUAUAUGAUAUACAGUUAUCUUCUCCCAUUUUUGGGUUGUCUUUUCACUUUCUUGAUGGUGUCCUUUGGAGCACCUAAGUUUUUAAUUUAGAUGAAAUCCAGUAUAUCUCUUUUUUGUUGCUUUUGCUUCUAAUUUUGGCCUCAUAUCUAAGAAUCCAUUGCCUAAACCAAUGUCAUAAAUAUUUGCUCCUGUGUAACUUCUAAAAAUUUUAUACAUUUAGGCCUUCAAUCCAUUUGAGGCUAUUUUUGUAUAUGGUGUGAGGAGGGAGUCCAGCUUCAUUCUUUUGCAUGUGGAUAUCCAUUUAUCCUAGCAUCAUUUGUUGAAACCUGUCCCUGUUCCCCCCCACCCCCAAGUAUUCUCUCCCUGAAAAGAAAGUGACUAAGUUUCAUCGGUUGGUUCCUGUGGACUACUGAGUUAUCUGUCAUCUUAGGCCCUUAUUAAAUGUUAUGUAAUCCACAGCAGCCUCUAGCCCCUUUAGACUUCACUCUACUGUUUAGAACAGGGAUCAGCAAGCCUCAUCUGUAAAGGGCCAGAUAGUAUUUUAGCCUUUGCAGGUCAUAAAUUACCAUCACAACUACUUAAUUCUGCUGUUACAGCAUGAAAGCGGCCAUGGACAAUAUAUAGAUGAGUGGGACUGUGUUCCAGUACAACUAUUUACAGAAUUGGGCAGUAAUCUGUAAUUUGCUGAUCCUUGUUUAGAUGGUUCCAGAGUGGGGAGGAGAAGGUUCCCUCUCCACCGAUAAUCUUCCUCAUGAGGUCCUCAGUGUGUUCUGUAGGACAUCUGCACUCUUCCCAUGGAAGCUUCAAGAGCUGGCAUGCUGAAUCCUGGUGUAGAUUCUACCCACUAGCAUGAUGCAGAAGUCUUAGAGUGUGUUUAGUCUUGACUGUCUUACCUGCCACACACUAUGGGGCUGGCUUGAGGAUUCUGUGUUCAGUCACAUAAGCUAUAAUUUUAGGUUCAGCAAAGGUUUGUUGAGCAUAUAGUAUGUGCCAGGUUCAGUGGUAUAUCCUUGGGCCAUAGAGUCAAACCUCAAGUUGCAUAUGGCUUGCAAGAUAAGACAGGUUAAUUAAUGCUUCCACUGUUUUCUCUUGAUCCAUUGUGUACCCUGUCUGUACUUAAUAUACCUAAAAUAGUCUUUCUUUACAUCAUACCCUCAGCUCAAAAACUGAAAGUCUUCCUAUGACAUUGAGAAUAAAAAAAUCUAUAUGACAUGAGCAAAAUGGAGAGCUAGGAAGCUCCAACCUCUUGUUCCCCAACAGAGACAUUAAAAACAACCAAAAGCUAGCUAAAGUGAGCUUGUGGGAGCUCUGGAAAACAGUCAGAGGCCUACAGUAACCAAGAAUGGCCUAUCAAGAAAAAGCGACAUUCAAAAUGAUAGAAAAUUUUGUGGAAUUUUUGCUCACCCUUGUCCCCUCACUUCUGGGCAAUCUUGCUCUGGAGGAGACAGAAGCCCAUUUCUCAGUUCCCUCUUCAAACUGAAGGGAGCAGAGCAAACCUUAUUUGCAAUAUUCUAACUUGUCUGGGAGCUGCCUGAAGAACUAGUUUCUGUUUCUCCUAAUUGGAUCUCUGCAGGGGAACUCAGUAGAAAGUGACAGUAAUUGCUUAUAAAAUCAGUAGAAUAAGACUCACAGACACCUAAGACAAGACAUUGUGGGUGGAGACAUACGAUAGACUAUCUAAGGCCCCAAGGAGAAAUGAGUAAGACUCUGCAUAAGACAAAUAAAAGCAAUUUUUAUAGAGAGAAAUCACAAAAGGUACACAGAUCCAGGUGAGAUGUAUGCUAAGAAAACAUCUGAAGACUUUAGCUUUCUACUUUGGCUGAUCCUAAGGCUCACAACAUACCUUAAUCAGUAAACGAUUUUGCUGGCAUAGACCCAGUUUGCCAAGGCUAGGAGAGGUGGUGGUUUUUUCAAAUGCCCAAUUUUCAACAACAAAAUAAUUGCAAGGAGCAGGAUAGCCUGGCCUAUUCAAAGGAAGAAAAUGAAGUGCAGGAACCUUCCCUGAAGAAACAUAGGUAUCAGACUUACUAAAUAAAGACUUUAAAACAACUGUCUGAAAUAAGCUCAAAGAGUUAAAGGAAGACAGACAAAGAACUAUAGGAAAUCAGGAAAAUGAUACAUGAACAAAAUGAGAAUAGUAGCAAAUUAUAAAAAGGAAACAUUCUGGAGCUGAAAAAUACAAUAACUUAAUUGAAAAUUUCACUGAGGGUUCAACAGCAGAUUUGAGAAGGCAGAAGAAAGAAUCAAACAGAUCCUUAGGGACUUACGGCACAUCAACAAGAGGACCAAUAUAUGUAUAUAUGCAAGUACCAGAAGAAGAGAGAAAGAAAAAGAGAUUAUUUGAAGAAAUAUUGGCCAAAAACUACCCAAAUUUGUGAAGACAUGCAUCUACAAAUCAAAGAAGUUUAAAAUCCAAGUAGGAUAAAUCCAGAAAGACCCACACCAAGACACACUGUAAUCAAACUAUAGAAAAAUAAGGACAAUGUUGAAAGCAGCAAGAGAAAGGUGACUCGUCACGUACAAGGGAUCAUCAAUAAGAUUAUCAGUUAAUUUCUCAGCAAAAACUUUGGAGGCCAGAAGGGAACAGGAUGAUGUAUUUAAAGUGCUGAAAGAAAAAAAAAACAACUUUGAACUGAGAAUUCUAUACCUGGCAAAACUAUCCCUCAAAAAUGAGAGAGAAUCACCUCACACCCAUUAGAAUAGCUACUGUAAAACAAAACAAACAAAAUAAUAAAUGUUGGGGAGGAUGUAGAGAUUGGAACCCUUCUGUACUGUUGAUGUAAAAUGGUGUAACAUAUAGAAAACAGUAUAGCAGGACCUCAAAAAAAUAAGCAUAGAAUUAUUGUAUAAUCCAGCAAUUCCACUUCUGGGUAUAUACUCAAAGAAUUGAAAGCAGGAUCUAAAAGACAUAUUUGUACACCCAUGUUCAUAGGAGCAUUAUUCUCACUAUCCAAAAGGUGGAAGCAAAACGAAGUGUCCAUUGACAGAUUAAUGGAUAAACAAAAUGUGAUCUAUACAUAUACUGGAAUAUAAUUCAGCCUUAAAGGAAAACCUGACACAUGCUGCAGCAUGGAUGAAACUUGGGGAUAUUAUGCUAAGUGAAAUAAACCAGUCACAAAAGGACAGAUACUUUAUGGUUCCACUUAUAUGAGAUAUAGUCAAAAUCAUAAACACAAACAUAGAAUGGUGGUUUCCAGGGACCAGGGGGAGGAGAUAAUCAGUUGUUGUUUAAUGGUUAGAGAUUUCAGUUUUGCUUGCAAGUUGAAAAGAGUUCUGGAAAUUCAUUGCACAGCAAUGUAGAUGUAUUUAACACUAAUGAACUGUACACUUAAAAAUGGUUGAGAUAGUAAAUUUUGUACUUUUCCACACAAAAAAAUACUUUUUUUUAAAUAAAUUAUUUUAUUUUAUUUAUAUUUGGCUGUGUUGGCUCUUCAUUGCUGCACACGGGCUUUCUCUAGUUGCGGUGAGCAGGGUCUACUCUUCGUUGUGGUGCAAGUGCUUCUCAUUGCAGUGGCUUCUCUUGUUGCAGAGCACGGGCUCUAGGCAUGUGGGCUUCAGUAGUUGUGGCACAUGGGCUUAGUAGUUGUGGCGUGCAGGUUCUAGAGUGCAGGCUCAGUAGUUGUGGUGCACGGGCUUAGUUGCUCCAUGGCAUGUGGGAUCUUCCCAAAGCUGAGCUCGAACCCGUGUCCCCUGCAUUGGCAAUUCUUAACCACUGCGCCACCAGUGAAGCCCUCUUCUAUGGUUUCUUUAAAAAAUUUCCUCCUAUUUUCCUUAAGACAUUUUUCUUUAAAUUGCAUUUAUUUAGUCUUAUGUUUCCUCUAAUUUAGUCUUCA